Molecule: messenger RNA, 3704 nt
Organism: Malania oleifera
Lineage: Eukaryota; Viridiplantae; Streptophyta; Magnoliopsida; Santalales; Ximeniaceae
Product: nuclear pore complex protein NUP107
Exons: 24
Coding region: 297-3557 (1086 amino acids)
Biological process (GO): post-transcriptional tethering of RNA polymerase II gene DNA at nuclear periphery; regulation of DNA-templated transcription; mRNA export from nucleus
Cellular component (GO): nuclear pore; nuclear pore outer ring
Molecular function (GO): structural constituent of nuclear pore
Source: RefSeq, a predicted model, not a curated record
CUGUUUGUGAGAGAGUGAGAGAGGACAGGGGAACACAGCCUUUUAUGAGACUGCCUUUUGGUCACACAGUUUUGGACCCAAUCGGACGGCCGAAAUCUAAACCCCUAAACCAGUCAUUGGCUUUAAACCUUGGCCAGCAGUUCCCGCGCUUGAUCGUUAGGGUUUAAGCCUCUCGACGUGGACGUUGAAAUGGAGACUUCGCCCAGCUACUUCGACCCUGAGGAUCUCACCGUCAGAGAACAGUAUCGUCGAUACGGGUUCUGAUCUAUCUUCGCAUUCACUUUUAUCCUCUCGACAUGGACGUUGAAAUGGAGACUUCGCCCAGCUACUUCGACCCUGAGGAUCUCACCGUCAGAGAACAGUAUCGUCGAUACGGGAAAAGGCAUUCAGCUUCAAGCAUAUCCCCUCAGCAGGAAGGUUCAAUAUUUUCAAAGUUGAGUGAUGGGCAGAAUAUCCAAAAGCGACUUAAUGCUGCACUUUUUUUUGAAGACAUUAAACAAGAGGUGGAGAGUUUGGAUGCUGAUCACUCAGAAGGGACACCGGCAAAGAUGCAUUCUGCUUCUAAAAGGAGAUCAUCUAUUGACAGUCAUGGAGUCUUAGAUGCUGAUGUUGGUUUUGAUUCAAUUCGUCGAGCUGGAAGUUAUUCACUAAAAUCUUGCAAGCUUGAGGAUGAUGCAAUGGGAGAUGGCGGAGAGACAACGUUUGGUUUAUUUGCAUCUUUACUUGAUUCUGCCCUCCAAGGGUUGAUGCCCAUUCCCGAUCUGAUACUACGAUUUGAGGAAUCUUGCCGUAAUGUGUCGGAAUCAAUUAGGUAUGGGUCCAGCGGGAGACAUCGGAUUGCCGAGGACAAGCUGAUGAGGCAAAAAGCUCGAUUGCUGCUUGACGAAGCUGCUUCAUGGUCCCUUCUGUGGUAUCUUUAUGGAAAAGGGAAUGAAGAACUCCCUGAAGAUUUGGUCAUGUCACCCACAACUUCACAUUUGGAGGCUUGCCAGUUUGUUGCGAAUGACCAUACAGCACAAUUAUGCCUUCGGAUUGUUCAGUGGCUAGAAGGAUUGGCCUCCAAUGCCCUUGAUUUAGAUAAGAAGGUCCGAGGAUCUCAUGUUGGAACGUAUCUCCCCAGCUCUGGAGUUUGGCAUCAUACUCAGCGGUUUCUUAAGAAAGGUGGCUCAAAUCCAAACACUGUUCAUCACUUGGAUUUUGAUGCUCCAACACGAGAACAUGCUCAACUACUUCCCGAUGACAAGAAACAAGAUGAAUCUCUUCUGGAAGAUGUGUGGACUUUAUUAAGGGCUGGAAGGUUGGAUGAGGCAUGUGACCUCUGCCGAUCUGCUGGUCAGCCAUGGAGAGCUGCAACGUUAUGUCCAUUUGGAGGAUUGGAUCACUUACCAUCCAUAGAAGCCCUGGUGAAAAAUGGAAAGAAUAGAACUCUGCGAGCCAUUGAACUGGAAAGUGGUAUUGGCCACCAAUAUCGUCUUUGGAAAUGGGCUUCCUACUGUGCAUCUGAGAAAAUUGCAGAGCAGGAUGGGGGGAAGUAUGAAACAGCGGUCUAUGCUGCCCAAUGCAGUAAUUUAAGACGCAUGCUUCCAAUUUGUACGGACUGGGAGUCGGCAUGUUGGGCAAUGGCCAAGUCAUGGCUUGAUGUUCAGGUGGAUUUGGAAUUAGCUCGGCUUCAACCGGGGAGAUUGGAUCAGUUUAAAAGUUAUGAAGAUGAUAUUGAUAGAAGCCCUGGACAAGGAGAUCAUGCUGCUUUACAGCCUACAGUCGGACCAGAAAAUUGGCCUCUCCAAGUUCUAAACCAACAACCACGUAAUCUUGCUGCUCUACUUCAGAAACUGCACUCUGGUGACACGGUACAUGAAGCUGUUACUCGAGGAUGCAAGGAGCAGCAACGGCAAAUUGAGAUGAACCUUAUGGUUGGGGAUAUACCACAUCUGCUGGACCUUAUAUGGUCUUGGACAUCACCUUCAGAAGAUGAUCAAAAUGUCUUCAGGCCUCAUGGUGAUCCUCAGAUGAUUCGUUUUGGUGCCCACUUAGUUCUUGUGCUUAGAUAUUUACUCGCAGACCAAUUGAAGGAUUCAUUCAAACAGAAGAUUAUGACAGUCGGCGAUCUCAUUCUUCACAUGUAUGCGAUGUUUUUAUUUUCAAAGCAGCACGAGGAGUUGGUUGGGAUUUAUGCCUCUCAGCUUGCACGUCAUCGUUGCAUUGAUCUCUUUGUGCACAUGAUGGAAUUAAGGCUGAAUAGCAGUGUUCAUGUGAAGUAUAAAAUCUUCCUUUCUGCCAUUGAAUACUUGCCAUUUUCUCCCUUGGAUGAUUCAAAAGGAAGUUUUGAAGAAAUUAUUGAGAGGGUUCUUUCAAGAUCUCGGGAGAUCAAACUUGGAAAAUAUGAUAAGUCAUCUGAUGUUGUGGAGCAGCAUCGGUUGCAGAGUCUUCAAAAAUCUAUGGUUAUUCAGUGGCUGUGCUUUACUCCGCCAUCUUCUAUUAAUGAUGUCCAAGUUGUUAGUGCCAAACUUCUUCUGCAAGCACUGAGACACAGCAAUAUACUUUUCAGAGAAUUUGCUCUAAUGUCUAUGUGGAGGGUACCAACAAUGCCCAUAGGUGCGCACACUUUACUUAGUUUCCUGGCUGAGCCUCUUAAGCAACCUGGAGAAAUUCUUCUUACAUCUGACGAGCACGAUGUUUCUGAGAAUUUGAAGGAGUUUCAUGAUUGGAGUGAGUACUACUCCUGUGAUGCAACAUAUCGCAACUGGCUUAAAUUUGAGUUGGAGAAUGCAGAGGUUUCUCUCCUUGAAUUGUCAGUGGAGGAAAAACAAAGAGCCAUUACUGCAGCCAAAGAAACACUAAAUUCUUCGCUGUCACUCCUACUGAGAAAAGAAAGUCCUUGGCUGGUGCCCACUGAAGACCAUAUUUAUGAAUCAGUGGAGCCUGUAUUCCUUGAAUUGCAUGCGACUGCAAUGCUAUGCGUGCCUUCUGGUGAAUGUGUGUGUCCUGAUGCCACUCUCUGUGCUACACUGAUGAGUGCCCUUUACUCUUCCGUGAGCGACGAAGUUGUGCUGAAUCGCCAGUUAAUGGUUAAUGUUGCUAUUUCACCAAAGGAUAAUUACUGCAUUGAGGUUGUACUUCGCUGCCUGGCAGCAGAGGGUGAUGGACUUGGACCUCAUGAAGGGAAUGAUGGCGGCGUUCUAGCAACAGUGAUUGCAGCUGGCUUCAAAGGUGAGCUUGUUCGAUUUCAAGAUGGAGUUACAAUGGAUAUUUCCCGACUAGAUGCAUGGUAUUCAAGCAUGGAUGGUUCUCUGGAAUGCCCUGCAACGUAUAUUGUAUGGGGCCUUUGUCGUAGAUGUUGUCUUCCGGAAGUCAUUCUCCGAUGUAUGCAGGUUUCUGUUUCACUCAUGGAGGCAGGUAUCCUGCCUGAGAGCCACGAGGAGUUGAUUGAAUUAGUUGCAUCCCCAGAAACAGGGUUUCUACAUUUGUUUAGUCAGCACCAAUUGCAGGAAUUCCUAUUAUUUGAGAGGGAAUACUCGAUAUGCAAAAUGGAGGUUCAGGAGGAGCUUGGUUCUUGAUUCCUUCAGCUUGAAAUAGCACUCCCCUUUUUCCCUUUCAUUUACCUUUUUUUUGAGGUAAAAAUUGUAAUUUCAAUAUAUUUGUAAAAACUGUGAAAUUAGAUAACAGCUUCAUCAAUGUGUUUAUUCUUUUAUUGUGUUUGAGAA